AUGAAGGUGCAGGAUAAAAAAACAAACAUAAAUUUCGUACAGCUGGCAGACUUUUCUGGUUCUAUGGAAGAAGGAUUUCGAACGCCAAUGAAUUUGCUGACUAAUUUUGCGCAUUUAAAUUUGGAAGAAGCUGAAAGCUCCACAACUGGUGGAACUAAGUCUAGAAAGAGUUUUGCAGGAUUUGAAGGGCUAAAGUUGAAUUUUGACGAUAUUGAUGAUCAGCCUGAAAGUAGUGCUCCUAGUAACAUCCCUCGACCUAGAAAAUCUAAUGCACAAAGACCAAUGGAAAGACAAGGAGUGUACGUAAUUUUAUUAUAUAACACUCUAUUUAGUGAUAUCGAAUCUGAAUCGUUUUUCACUAUAUAG
Molecule: messenger RNA, 366 nt
Organism: Meloidogyne enterolobii
Lineage: Eukaryota; Metazoa; Nematoda; Chromadorea; Rhabditida; Meloidogynidae
Source: the annotation of a GenBank genome assembly